Messenger RNA from Seminavis robusta, 483 nucleotides. The record is from the annotation of a GenBank genome assembly. Lineage: Eukaryota; Bacillariophyta; Bacillariophyceae; Naviculales; Naviculaceae.
AUGUCUGCCUUUGACCGAAUCAACAACAUCAUCAUGACUGUCAAAGAUUGGUCGAGCUUGACUGUCUUUGCUGCUGUCUACGGAUGGGCCAAGAGUUUCCUUCUUGCUAUGGUCUCAGUCGUCCACACGUCUUGUAGCUGGGUGAUGGACUCUCGUGUGCAAUGGAAGAUUCUUUUUCACACGGGUAAUGACGCAGCUUGUGUCGUCGGGGCUGCUACCUCAUUUGGUUUUGACAACAGAGUGCAAGUCUCUUCCCUUCGGAUCCAACAGUAUGGCAGUCACAGUCUCUAUCGCGUCUUGUUGGAAGGUGGCGGUGUUUUGGAUAGGAAUGAGAACGAAGGACCCAUUCGAGGAGAUGAUGUUGCUGGAGCUAUCUAUUUGCCUGACGACGCCUCAUCACCUUGGCUGGCAACAACCAAGAAAUGCAAGGGAAAACACCAAGAGUCUCCGUGGCAGGAGUUUCAUGCUGACCUUUCCUGUUAA